CAUUUUCAUUCUGCAGAGCGAGUGACCAUUUUUUCAGUAAGCGCUUCAUUUCAUCGGUCCUUUUCGGUUUUCAGUCGUCUCGCGAUGAGGUAAAAAUGGCGAAAGCAGAGUUAUUAUUUAAAGCCGUGAAAAUCUCACGGGUUUUCAAUUCGAAAGAAAACGUCGCCAAGUUCAAAUUCCCAGUUAGUUUGUCAAUCGAAUAUGAUCCCCUCGGAGUCAUCGUCAAACUUCACGAAGGCUUGGACAACCGGGGAAAUGUCGUAACUGAAUUUCCAGUCAGCAAGCUAACAGAGUGUGCAAGAGUGGGCUCAAAUAGUUACAUAUUCUCCCUCGAUGGCGAAAGUCUACUCUUCGAAUUUCAAUCUGAUGAAGAUCAGAAGAAAUUUCACUCUAUCGUCACAAAAGUUAAAAUCGGGCAAAAUUCAUCCGUGUUCAGCGAACGAACCGAUGACUCCUCCGCAGCUCAAUACUUCCAGUUCUAUGGAUAUUUAUCUCAGCAGCAAAACAUGUUGCAAGAUUAUGUCAGAACAAGCACAUACCAAAGAGCUGUCUUUGUCAACAAUAACGAUUUCAAAGACAAAGUUGUUCUGGAUGUGGGAGCAGGAUCUGGUAUCCUCUCAUUUUUCUCCGUUCAAGCAGGUGCUAAGAAAGUGUACGCUGUUGAAGCCAGUUCUAUGGUUCAACAUGCAUCUACCCUGGUUAGCUCAAAUAAUAUGAAAGACAAAAUCACAGUAAUCGCAGGGAAAGUUGAAGAAAUUGACCUGCCUGAAAUGGUAGACAUUAUUAUCUCGGAGCCAAUGGGCUAUAUGUUGUACAAUGAGCGGAUGUUGGAAACAUUUCUACAUGCAAAAAAAUGGCUCAAACCUGGCGGUCUAAUGUUUCCCUCCAAAGGUGAUCUUCAUGUGGCUCCAUUCUCUGACGAAGCCUUGUACAUGGAGCAAGUUAACAAAGCUAGUUUUUGGUUACAAACUUGUUUCCACGGUGUAGAUUUAAGCUCUAUGAGAGACGCAGCAGUGAAAGAAUAUUUUAGGCAGCCUGUCGUGGAUACAUUUGAUAUUAGGAUUUGCACUGCAAAAUCCAUCAAGCACUCUAUAGAUUUCCUAGCAGCCAAUGAAAAAGAUCUUCACCGAAUAGAAAUACCUCUCGAAUUUCACAUGUUGGAGUCAGGGACUGUCCAUGGUCUAGCAUUUUGGUUUGAUGUAGCAUUUAUUGGAUCAGCGUACACAGUAUGGUUAUCGACCUCGCCCACAGAAGCUUUAACGCAUUGGUAUCAAGUGCGGUGUCUUUUAGAAACUCCUAUCCUAGCAAAAGCGGGACAACUUUUAGUCGGAAAAGUCGUGCUUGAAGCUAAUCACAGGCAAAGUUAUGACGUGACUAUUGAACUAAUAAUUGAAGGCUCUUCAUCUGGCGUGUCUUCAAAUACUUUAGAUCUAAAAAAUCCAUACUUCAGGUAUACGGGCCAACCUGUCGCACCUCCACCUAGUAUCAACACAGUAUCUCCUAGUGAAGCCUAUUGGUCACAUCUCGAUCAGCAAGGUGCCAGAAAUGCAUUGAAUGUUGUGAAUAGUAUUCCUGUUAAUGGUCUAAAUGUAAAUGAUGUGGCAAUGGACGGUCUGUACAAUCAAAACGUCUUUAAUAUAAGCGAAUACUCCUGCCAUGAUCGUCAGUAUUAAUCUCGUCUGCGGUGGAGACGCUCUUCCAUCCUCUUUCUUCGUUCUUUGUGUGUCAAUGUUCAGUUUCUUACGUGACUUUCUCUCUUCCUUCAAGCUAUUCCUUGUCUUGAACAUUGUGACAUUUCUUUUAAUCCAAAGGCCUCGGCCAGUACAAUGAUGAAAGAGAAGAAGUAGCAGUUAAAAUACUACUUUUGUAAAAUCUAAAAAUGGCGUUUGUGCAGAAAUCAUGUACCUGCAUCGCAACAUUCAAUUGAUAUUUUUCUUUCCUAGGAAUAGCAACUGAUGCAUAAGCAGUCGCUAACUAUCAACUUUAGUCACUUUGAUGCAAUUUAAAAAUACAGAAUUUCUCGUUAAUCAUCUCCAGUAAAAGCAACCAUGAGUUGCGUUUGGAGUUGUCUUAGUUUAACAUGAAAUAUUUCAAAGAUUCUGCAAAAAAAUAAGUUUCUCCAAUCUUGCGUUCCCUUUGCUCAAGCUGUUGUCAAUUUUUUGUCGAGUCAAAAUUUGGAAUAAAGGUCUGCCCCUUAAGAACUAAAAUACAUCUCAGAGGUUCCAACAGACCACUUAUAAAGGAGUUCCUGAUGAGCAGCUGGCUGCAUGCAUAGUGUUCAUUUUGUGAUGAACGAUUCUGUCAGCCUUUUUUGCAAAAAGAGUAAGAAGCCUGCCCAAAGCAAUGUAGUGCGCGAUUUUAUUCAUGUAGACCGUCGUUUUUCUUGUGAGCAGAAAAUUCAAAUUUUUUGCAGCCAAUGUUAUAAUGUACUUGUUAAUAUGUUCGUAUGGCGUUGAUUUCAGCAAUUUGCAAUGCAUUGCAUGCGAAUUGUGCUCCACAAGAAAGGAGGGGUAUCGAUAAGGACUUUUUUUGGGCUCAUUCAGAAUUUCUUGAACUCAUCGAUCCCUUGCUCAUUAGAAGUCUACUUUGUACGGAAUGAUUUUGUCAUUUUUGGUUUCUUUUCGGGUCUAAUACCUAAACAUGAGUCUUAAGGCCGAUUGUGGCAAAAAAUGCGGAUUUUUCGGCAUUCGACUGCAAACCCUCAAAACUCGCAUUUUCCGUUGAAAUCUGCCUUCUGACCCAGCUCUAGACCAGUAUUAGACUGGAAAAGAGACAAAAAAUUACCAAAUCAUGAUAAACUCCGUAAAAUAUAUACCUUCAAUGAGCAAUAAAUUGUCGAGUUAAAAAAAAAUCAGGGUGGGCCUGAGAACAGCCCUUUUCGACACCCCUCCUUUCUACCUUGAGUAAAGGUCCAUAUCACUCAUCUUACUUGAAUCCCCUCGUAAGUUUCAAGCCGUGAUUUUUGUUACUAUCCAUCACGAGUGAACAGUACUAGAGGAAAUAUCCAAAAUUGCAGUGGAGGUACAAGAUUUUGCACUUUAAGCACUUAAUACCAGUGAAAUUUAAAUUUCUCAGAAAUGCUUGAAAAUUGUGAGCUCUUUCACCCUUUCAGUAUCAGCUGAAAGCAAGUAUGUUUAGUUUCAAAUCUGAUAAUUUUUUUCUCUUUUUUUUUCCAAUUCCUUUUACUUUCCUCUAAUAGGAGAGAAGUAGAAUAAUUACUUAACCUUUCAGUCCUGUCAUGCAAUAUUCAGAUGCAAUACAGGAAGUUUCAUUAACUGAUCAGGCUUUAAUUACUUAGAAGAAAUACGCUUCCAGUAGUUUAAAUAAAGUAAUCAAGUUUUACUUUUUUUCUGAAUGAUAUAACCGUAAUACAAUUUAUCAGUAAUUUUCGACAGUAGUUAGUUUUCCUGGAACCAGGAUAUACCUUGAAUUUAUCAGGUCGUAAACGUCAGAACUUGAUGAUGCAAUAAUGUUACCAGAAACCGUACUAUUUUUUUACUGGCUUUAGUGAAUCAUUGAUAGCUUAUGAGUAUUCGUUCUUUGAGCCUUUAUCCCAUUCUGCUCUGAUUUUAUCUUUGUCUACUUCAGUACUUCUCGAAAGUGUUGGAAAAAGUAUUGAGGUCAAUAAACUGAUUGAGUAACUAUGUCAUUCAAUAUCCAAUAUAUUCGGUGGUUCCACUCAGAAGGACUGUUUUGAUAUUGAUCGCUUGGCUGCAUUUUGGCAGCACACUUUAAUGGCGAAAGAUUGUAUGAUGUAGCCACUAAAUAAACGUAAAAGGAAGACAGGAGAGCCUUAUGUUACCACUAUUUCCCUGUGAAAAGUGUAAAUGUAGACAAUGAAAACCCAGAUAUUAGAUUUUUCAGCUCAACUCAUCUCUUCAUCAAUGAUACAAUACAUGAUUUUAAUAUUUUUGGAUCUCUGUAGAUAGCUUUAAGCGCAAGAAGUAAAGGUCAUUUAAAUUAUUUUAGCGUAAUAUAACUUGUUAAUGGAUCAGUUGAUCCUUCAAUGCAGAUUUCAUCUCAAAUAUUCCGCCCGUAUUUACAUUUCAAACUUGUCCUGUCAUUAGAAUUCUUCAAUAUACUCCCCAAUACUAAUAUCCAAAACGCAGGGAGUUUGCCUAGUCAAAUGAAGAUGUUUUUCUUUCUUAGUCACAAUAAUACUCAGAGUUUUCCCUCCUAAAUGUUAUGUGAUUUCUCAACGUAAGGUUAAAAUAUUUUUGAUAGUUGGCUCAGUUACUUUGAAAUGCUCAAUAUUGGGUUUUGAUGUGAAAAGUUUUUCUUUACAUCUGUGUAAUUUUCCAUAAGAAGGAAGACAGCACACAGCCUUCUCAAAAUCAGUUUUGCAGAAUUCAAAGAAAUGGCCUUUCCCUGCACUUAUUUUUAGUGUAUUUCACUUUAAGUUCAGUUUAUUAUCUUGCCUCUUUAACAACAUUUUUUCUUCAGUAUAAGGUAUUCUCUAAAAGUGAGGACCUUCAUCUUUGCCUGAUACCCUGUGGUAGGUAUCAAUUGUUUAAAGAGACUGCUGUAGAGAGGCUUUCAGUGUUGAUUGAGGUCUAAAAUGGCCCCUGAAAAAGCCUCUCUGUUAGGAAUUUUCUGCAAGUAGAAAUAGUUUGCUGUGUACAGAAUUUACACUAUCUUGUCCUUGUAACAUCAAGUGAGAAUCCCUAUAAUUGAAUCGGUCAAUCACAAAAGGGCUCAAGUGCCAAAAAUGAGAAUUCGAAAAAAAUGGUAGUAACCGUUUUAAUGGACCCCUUAUACAUCUCAGAGCUCUAAAAUAUUUAAGUGAUGAAUUAAUUAAUCUGCAAUUUAAAACGGGUUGGUUUAUACAUUUUCCACUGUUUUUUUCUUAUCUUUAUGUCUGGCGCUUAAGCCCUUUUGUAACUGACCGAUUCAAUUUCUGUACGCUGCCUUUUUUGGGAGAGAGUGCAAAAUUACUCACAGAGUCUCAUCUAUCCCAUUGUCAGACUUGCCAAGCAAUCUUUAGGGUGAGACAAUUUUUCCAAGUGCCGGGCAUACCUGUCCUAUGAAAAAUCAUGUUUGUCAAAAACUAUCAAUCAGAUUAUUCUCCUCAAGAAUUGCCAAGUUAGUAAAUUUUUCUGGCGAAAAAGUUUUGAGCUACUGAUUUUAGGAAACUGCCAGCUCUAAAGUCUUUGAAUUCUGCUCAGAAAUAGGUGUACUGCAUGAUUUUACUCUUCUGUUUGAUGUCGAUAUGAUGCGGUGUUUUAAAUAAAAGGCAAAAUUUGCGUUCUCUUGUAUCCAUCAUUUGCGUGGAUGGCAGAUUGCAGUAAAAAAUUCCCCUUGUUUCUUUUACAUUCAAGGAAUUCCGUUUUUAUUAUUAUUAUUUUUUAGCAUUAAUAAUCUCUGCAUUCUGCCAAUCCUACGUAUUGCUUUUACCUCCUUGUUUUAAAGCGGAAUGUUUUUUAUACUUUUAUUCGCUGUAAAUUGCUUUUUUACUUUGUUCCGAAAGAAUCAAUCAAAUAGACCUGAAUCAAAAAUU
Messenger RNA from Bemisia tabaci, 5497 nucleotides. RefSeq names its product arginine methyltransferase 4 (gene Art4). Gene Ontology annotation, molecular function: histone H3R2 methyltransferase activity. Gene Ontology annotation, biological process: peptidyl-arginine methylation, to asymmetrical-dimethyl arginine; chromatin remodeling. The record is from RefSeq and is a predicted model, not a curated record. Lineage: Eukaryota; Metazoa; Arthropoda; Insecta; Hemiptera; Aleyrodidae.